AUGUUUGGAUUUCUCAGCUUCCUUCUCUUCUUACUUGUCUCUUCUACUACCGCUUCUUUUCCUCCCUGCAAUCGCUGUGUUCAUCAAUCCAAAGCUACUCAUUACUAUGAAGAUGCGCCUACUACAUAUGGAGGCGCUUGUGGUUAUGGAAAUGUGGCAUUGGAAAUGUCCCAAGGCCAUUUUGCAGCUGCUGUGCCUUCCCUUUAUAAACAAGGAGCAGCUUGUGGUGCUUGCUAUCAGGUAAGAUGCAAGGACAAACGUCUGUGCAACACAGCAGGAGCUAAAAUAGUUGUGACAGAUCAGAAUAAUGACAAUAGAACAGAUCUUGUUCUUAGUAGAAAAGCUUUCUCCGCAAUGGCUUUGAAAGGAAAGGGCCAACAACUUUUGAAUUCUGGACUCGUCGAUAUCGAAUACAAGAGGAUACCAUGUGAUUACAAAAAUAAAAAUUUGUUGGUGCAAGUGGUAGAAUGGAGCCACAAGCCAUACUACUUAGCCAUCAAAUUCCUAUAUCAAGGUGGCCAAACAGACAUACAAGCAGUUAACGUAGCUCAGGUUGGUGUUCCAAAAUGGCGGCCUAUGAAAAGAAAUUAUGGAGCAAUUUGGGAUACCAAUAAUGUGCCUGAAGGAGCUUUACAGCUGAGAAUGGUGGUAACCUCAAGAUACGACAAUGGAAAGUGGAUUUGGGCAAGUUAUGUGCUCCCUGCUGAUUGGAAAAAUGGAGAGAUUUAUGACACUGGAAUUAAAAUCAAAGAUAUUGCAAUUGAGAAUUGCCCUCCUUGGCAAUGUGGUGAUGCUCAAUGGAAAUGA
This is a messenger RNA of Momordica charantia (bitter melon), 807 nucleotides long. Its product is annotated as expansin-like A1. The record is from RefSeq and is a predicted model, not a curated record. NCBI's taxonomy places the organism in Eukaryota, Viridiplantae, Streptophyta, Magnoliopsida, Cucurbitales, Cucurbitaceae. Gene Ontology annotation, cellular component: extracellular region; plasmodesma; plant-type cell wall.